Molecule: messenger RNA, 987 nt
Organism: Caenorhabditis remanei
Lineage: Eukaryota; Metazoa; Nematoda; Chromadorea; Rhabditida; Rhabditidae
Exons: 7
Coding region: 1-987 (328 amino acids)
Molecular function (GO): DNA binding
Source: RefSeq, a predicted model, not a curated record
AUGAUGACAACAACUACAGUAAUCCCGGACGCAAUCAUGAGAACCGGUUUGGCUCCGGCACCGAAUAUUCCGAAUCCGAGAAAUGCCGGAAGAAAGAAGAGUAAUCCAGUCUGGGAGUUCUUCACGGACCUCCGAACCCAUGGUCUCGCAGGAGUUCGUUGUAGAUUCUGUCACUGGGUUACAAAUGAUAGAAGUCCGACGACAAUGAAGUUUCAUUUGAAAAGGAAACAUGAUACAGGACCAGGUGGUCUUUGGGCGAUCUGUGAAGAGAAAAUUAACUCUCAAGCUCCAGCAAAUUAUGCACCACGAAUGAAGAAACAGCCAGAAGACAUGCUCCUGAAAGCACUUUCUCAACCAUCACCAUUUGGAUUCAAUCCAUUCGCCACUGCAGAAAUCAAAAUGGGAGCUCCAGAUGACUUCUUGCAAGCUCUUAUCGAACAGGCAAAACAGUACUCCCACUCCAGCACAUCCCCAUCUGCUAACUCUAUUGAAGGAAAUGCCUCAAAUGAAAAUGAAAGUCUGACGAGUGAUUCUGUUUUUCUCAGCAAGUUGAACAACACGUACCUGAUUACAAAAGAAGAAGAUUCAUCCUCCUCAUCAGUCAGUGGCAGUACACAUAUAUCCACCUCAUCAUCAGAUUUCCAUUUAAAUGACGGUUCCAGUAUUGCUGCUCUUCUUCAAAUAGCCACCGACUCUGACCUAGUAUUCACAUUUAAUGCAAGAAAAUCUGGUGAAUAUUGUUUUGAGAACAAUGCGAAGAAUCACAAAAUGGUCACCUUAACCGACUGUGGUAACGAAAUCCGAGUGACACAGCUUGAGAAUGAAGAGGAGAUUCGUGUGGAGAUGUGGAGGAAAAGUGACUGGCAGCAGUUCACAUGGGCGGUUCGAGGAUCUUGUCUUCAUUUUCUGAAGAAUUGCACAGAAAUUUCGAUGCCCACUCUGAAAAUGGAACCACCAACUCCUAAGGAAGUGGAAGAAGUUCAAUGA